AUGCAAGCAACUCUUGACCAAGAAUUGGACAUUAUUGAACGAAAUAGUAAUGGAUGGAGUUCAUUAACUUAUUAUGAUCGAACAUUAUUACAAAGACUUGGAACAUGUUUAGAAUCAUGUCUAGCAGUAACAUCUGAUAAUACUUUUCUUAAUAUAAUUAUCAAUCGACGACCGCAAGCAUUUGAUACGUUUGAAUGUGUUGCCGCAUACUUAUUCAAACAAUGGUAUCAUCAAAACCACUCAUUAGUUGGUGAACAAUUAAAUUAUUUAACUAUUGUUGGUACAUUUAAUCGACGUCUAGCAUUAACAUUACAAAAUGAUAAUGAUGAUAUUGAUCAAGAAACUGAACAAACAAAAAAUAAUCUUGAACAUCAUAAACGUGUACGUGAAUUAUUAUUUGAUAAUAAUAAAGAAUUAUUUGAUAUUUUAAUGAAAAUUUUACCAAAUAUGAAUAAAAAUGAAUUCGAUUUUAUUGAAAUGAUUUUACCAUGGUAUGAAUCUUAUAUAUUUUUUGAACAUAGUUAUAUUGAUUCAACAUUAGAUGAAAAAUUUCUUUAUUUUAAUCAUCAAAUAAUUCAAUGUUUAAAUUCAAAUGAAUAUAAACAAUCUAUAUUAUUAAUAGAAAAUAAUCAAACAAUGAUUAUAACAGUAUAUCAUCAAUUUUAUUUAGGUAUAUGUACAAUGGCAAUGGGUAUACAUGUUAAUUGUGAUGAAAAUGAAUGUGAUAAUGCAAAAUUUUUAUUAGAAUUAUAUUUAUCAAAUUAUAUUAUUUUUAUAAAUUAUAUAUUAAAACAAAAUCAAAUAAAUACAUUAAAUAAUUUAUCUUGUUUAACAGGUAUUAUAACAUAUCUUAUUAAUUAUACAUUAAUUAUUGAUAAUGAUAAUAAUCGACAAUUAUUAAUUAAUUUAUUUUCAUUAAUACUUCAUGAAAAUAUUUAUAUGAAUAUAUGUAUGAAUUGGUCAACAUAUGAAACAAUAUUAAUUGAUUCAAUAAUAUGUUAUUUAAUUAUUUAUUGUUUUAAUAAUUAUUUAUUAAUUCAAUAUAUAAUUCAAAUAGAUAAUAAUUAUAUAAAAAAUUUAGAAAAUUUAAUUGAACAAGCACAAUUAUGUGGAAAUCGUCGUAUUAGUAUUAUGGCACAAUUAUUUUUACUUAUAUUAAUAAGUUCAACAACAAAUAAUGAUUUAUCAGAAAAAUUAUUUCUUUCAUGUUUAAAUUAUAUUCAAAUGUCAUUACAAAAUAUUCAUUCAUAUCAUUAUAAUCGUAUACCAAUGAAUAUGUUUUUUAAAAGUUUAAUAUAUAUUGUAAAAUAUGAUUAUAUACAAGAAAUUAUUCGUCAUCAAUAUUUAAAUUUAUUUAUAAAUGUUAUUAUUAAUUAUGAAAAUAAAAAUUUAUAUGAUAAUAUUAUUUAUUAUGAAUGUACAAUGAUUACAUUAAAUAUUUUAUGGUCAUUAUCAUUUAAUGAAAAUAUUAAAAAAAUUUUAAAACAAAAUGAACAAAAUCUUUUUGAUAUUAUACAAAAAAUAAAUAAAACUACAAAUGAAAUGUCUAUUAAACAAGCUACAUGUGGAUUACUUUAUAAUAUUGAUCAAUUGGAUUUAUCACAACAUUCAAUAAUAAAUGAUCAUAAUUUUGGUAAAACGAUUGGUAUAAGUUAUGAUCCAAGUGAUCAUAAAACUGUUGAAAUGAUUGAACAUGAAUUUAAUAAAAAUGGUCUUCGUGUAUGGACAAUAUAUGAUCAUAUGGAUGAUAAUUUUAUUUCAUCAUUUAUAUCACUUAUGAAUAAUACACAAUAUUUAAUUGUUUGUCUUAGUGAUAUGUAUAGAUUAAAUAAUCGUUGUCGUACAGAACUGCUUUAUGCUACAGCAUCUGGUCAUCAAGUUCUAUCAUGGAAAGUUUAUACAUCAACAAAUAAUCCAGAUAAUGAUGAACAAAUUCGUAUUCAUGCUAUAGAAACAUUACUUCAACGUGUAAUACCAAAUGAUGUUGAAAACACACAAACAAUCUUACCAUCAAUAACUGAUACUGAACAUAUUAAUAUUCAUAUGGAACGACGUUCUGUGCUUACAAAUUUUAGUAAUCGUCGACGUGCAAAAGAAAUAAUGAGUUUAGAAAAUUGGACAAAUACAGAAGUUCUUGUUUGGUGUGAGUUAAUAAAUUUACCUGGUUUUUUAAAAUUAAUUACAAAUUUCGAUGGACAAAGUGUUAUUAGAUUAUAUGAAUUUUGUAAACAGAAUUCAACAGAAACUAUAUCAUUAUUAAAUAGUGAUUUACAUCAUAUAUGUCAACAAGAUCAUAUUCCUGAUAUUCAAAUAUCAGUUCAUGAAUUUAUUCGAUUUCAAAUUGAAGUUGAAAAAUUGUUAUCAAUAACAUCAUCAAGAAAUUCUUCAAUAUCAUUAUCAUCAUCAAAAAUUGAUAUUUAUAAAAAUCGAUUGAAAAUAAAAACUUGUUCAAUUCUUUAUUUAUUAUAUGUAAUUGAUCUAAAAAAUGAACGAGAUUAUAAUGAAUUAUGUCGUGUCGGAGACAUUCAGCAUUAUUAUGAAACAUCGAUUCGAUUUGAAAAAAAAUUAUUUCAACGAUAUUGUCGAGCAUAUGGUCGAUUGAAACAAAAAUUAGAACAUAUUUGGAAUAUUUCCGAUGAUAGAAAAGAAAUUCUUUUAACUUCCAUACUUAAUCGAUGGGCAUUUUGGUUAGAUGAAAUUGUACAACUCUUAGAUCGAUUUAUCAAUCAAUUAGAUAAUCUUCAAUCGUUUUGUCAAGCUACCGAAUCGUUUAUUACUGAACCUAGUCAAUUGAUUAAAUUAGGUAAAUACUACGCAAAAAAUAAGAAGUUAUCAACUGAACAGCAUCAAUUAGAUUUUUAUCGUUCAUUUGAUAAUGCCGAAUAUCUACUUCGAUACCAUAUUGAUAUAUUAACACAACGUAGUACAAUUGUUAGUCAUUUGAAUUUAACUAAUGAACAACAAUCAAUCUGUGCACUUUAUAUUCGAGGUCAUGAAGUGAUACUUGAAACAUUUUUAAGUACAAAUAUUGAUCUCGAAUUAGCAUGGAAUCUCUAUGAAACACUUUUUCGAUCGAAAAAAAAAAUUUUAAUUGAAAAAGAAUUUAAUCGAAAUUUUAAUGAGGCUGAAUUGAAAAUGAUUGCUAUCGAUUAUCAAUUAGAUUAUAAACAUAUGAACGAUUAUUUAACUCGAACAAAAUUUAUAAACGAAGAAAAAAUGCAUGUAAAAGAUUUCAUUCUAGUUAAUGCAAUAGAAGAAAAAGAUCAAAAUAAAACAUAUAAAAAUUUUAUCAAGCAAUUUGAAAAUGAAUUACUACCUAUUGAAAUUAAUCUUAAAGAUAAAACUCAAAUAUUUUUCGAAAAAAUAAAUUUCGAUAAUAAAAAUGUUCAAUAUGUAUUUGGACGUUUGGAUCAAAAAUAUUCUAUUUUAGAAAAACAAAAUUUAUUAUUCUCGAAUAAUAAAUUAAAACAAGAUAUAUAUCUAGGAAAAUAUCAAUCGAUUCAACCGAAAAAUUUUCUUAAUAUUGAAUAUUUAACAGAAGAUGAUUGUCAAUCAAUCUAUAAUAAACUUGUUGAACAAGAAUUUAUUAAUAAAGAAACUGGAAUUCUUCUGACAAAUGAUUUAGAAAUUUUAAAAUUUGAUAAUUAUCAAUUAUAUAAAGAACGAAUUAUUUCCAUAAUCAAUGUUCGAUGUUUAUAUCAACUUGAAAUACUUAAACUGUUACAUCAAUAUGAGUCAACGGAUAUCAAUCAAAUCAAUUUCAAUCUAAGAUCAAAUUGUCAUCAUGAAAUUCUCUAUGAACUCGAAUCAUUAUUAAUCAUUAAAUCGAUUUAUUUCAACUAUAAAACAAUCGAUGUUUCUCUAUUUGAUAAAUUACUUUUGCAAGAUUAUUUAUACAAAUUAGAAGAAUUAAUUAAACUAAAUACUAAUACAGAUGAAACUAUCUACAAAAGUAUGGCACAAUCAUUACAAAUAACAAUUGGAAAAUUAAAUUAUUUAUCUAAGCCAGAUUCCCAUUUAAAUCAUCUUGAAGAAAAUAUCAAUGAUCAAUUUGAUCAUAUCGAAGAAAUAGAUAUAAUGACUAUUAAUGGUUAUCGAUGGUCAGGAUUCUGA
This is a messenger RNA of Rotaria sordida, 4113 nucleotides long. The record is from the annotation of a GenBank genome assembly. Lineage: Eukaryota; Metazoa; Rotifera; Eurotatoria; Philodinida; Philodinidae.